This is a messenger RNA of Sinocyclocheilus grahami, 627 nucleotides long. Its product is annotated as protein chibby homolog 1-like. Lineage: Eukaryota; Metazoa; Chordata; Actinopteri; Cypriniformes; Cyprinidae. The coding region runs from base 158 to 535 and encodes 125 amino acids. The record is from RefSeq and is a predicted model, not a curated record. The transcript has 5 exons.
UUUUUUGUUUUCGUUGUACAUGCAUUUUUUUUUUAAAUCUGCUAUCUAUCGAUAUAUUGAAGAAUAUGUAUUUAUAACUAGCUUCUUGCCUGUUACUUGCUUAAAGUAACUAGUCCCUCGAAGAUAACGGUUGGAAAGUCUGACUAUUCACUCCAAAAUGCCCUUGUUUGGCAAUAUUUUCAGUCCCAAGAAAACACCACCCCGGAAGUCUGCAUCCCUUUCUAAUUUACAUACACUGGAUCGGUCAACACGAGAGAUUGAAUUAGGUCUGGAAUAUGGAUCUCCGGUGAUGAAUAUUGGCGGCCAGAGCUUGAAAUUUGAAGAUGGCCAGUGGAUCUCAGAGUCAGGAGGUAAUGUAGCAGGAAAAGAGGUACAGCGACUGAAGAAAAGGAAUCUGCAGCUAGAAGAGGAGAAUAAUCUCCUCAGGCUAAAGAUUGAGGUUCUUCUUGAUAUGCUUUCAGAGUCAACGGCAGAAACGCAUCUAAUACAGAAGGAACUUGAAGAUGUGAGGAGUAAUUCUAGGAGAAAGAAAUGAUGAAAGGAAAUAAAGGGGAUUCAGUCUUUUUUACUUGUAUAUACAGUAUAUGGAUUUUACAAUGAAACUGGUGUAACUAUUUUAAGAGGAUA